Leishmania mexicana MHOM/GT/2001/U1103 is the source of this 1239-nucleotide messenger RNA. RefSeq lists its product as hypothetical. The record is from RefSeq and is a predicted model, not a curated record. Bases 1 to 1239 code for a protein of 412 amino acids. NCBI's taxonomy places the organism in Eukaryota, Euglenozoa, Kinetoplastea, Trypanosomatida, Trypanosomatidae. Gene Ontology annotation, molecular function: magnesium ion transmembrane transporter activity. Gene Ontology annotation, cellular component: membrane. Gene Ontology annotation, biological process: magnesium ion transmembrane transport. The transcript has a single exon.
AUGAUGCGCUCCAAGCUUGACGACGUCACUCCUGGCGUCGCUGCGACACACCAGUUGUCGCCGCUCACCGCCCGCCAGCGCUACCUCACCGUCAACCGCAGCGGCAGCUCCUUCUGGUUUGUGCGCAAGGACGUGAUGCUGAAGAACGUGCAGGUGAGUCAGGACAGCACUCUCUGGGUGGACGUGGAGGGCGAGACGCCGGAGGAGCGCCGUGCCAUCCUGAACGCCCUUCCAUGGCGCGUGAACAUCCCGUCGGCGGUGCUGGAUGCCGUUGCGCGGCCGACGGAGAGUGACGUGGUGGAGCUACAGCCGAGCCUGGCGCAGUACGCUCACGGUGUGGUGAGCUGCGCCAUCAACCCGCUGUACAACACCGAUGAGACUGCCGCGGCUGACGAGGGCAACUUCAGCGGCGAAGCCUUCGACGCCUCUCGUGGCUUUGUCUGGUGCUCGGUGCUCAUCACGGACACGCUGAUCGUGACGAUGCACGACAAGAGGUUCCUCGGCCUGGAGGAGGUGGUGCGGGCCCUGGAACUGCGCGUGAAUCCGAUGGACACGACCAGCCUCGGGAGCAGCGUGCUCACGCCGAGCAUCGUCUUCGCCACACUGGUCGCGUACUCCAGCGAGAUGAUGCUGCCGGACCCGACGACGCUGCUGAGUGAGGUGGACUGCAUCGACGAGAUGGUGCUCCUCAUCGCGCCGGGCGUGCGUGACCAGCCGGACCUGCUGCGACGUAUCGCCCUGCUGCGCCGCCGCAUCUCGUCCUUCCGUGGCCUGCUCUACAUGAAGGAGAAGCUGCUGCGCGAGUUGGUGACGCCCUCCAUGCGCGGCAGCUUCGUCGCGUGUGACAUGGUGCACGUCAUGCCCAUCUACAAGGAGGCGCUGGACAAGAACACGCAGAUGGCGGACCGCCUCGACGACGCGCGUGACAUCUUGAACCAGGCGAACCUGAACUUCGUGACGGGUGUGUCGAUGCGCAUGUCUCAGAGCUCGGCGAGCAUGGACUUCAAGAUGCAGAUCCUCAGCCAGGUCGCCGUCAUCUGCCUGCCGCUAAAUCUCCUGGCCUCCAUCUUCGGCAUGAACUGCGAGGUGGCAUGGCAGGGCGACAAGUAUCCCGACCUGAGAGCCUUCUGGGGCAUUGUCGCUCUGAUGGUGGCGUGGGUGCUGGUUUGCAGCAUCCCGACGAUCCGCCAUAUCCUGCGCGGCAACGCCGCCAAGGCUAUUGUCCCGACGGACAGCUAA